Molecule: messenger RNA, 6177 nt
Organism: Mytilus trossulus (common blue mussel)
Lineage: Eukaryota; Metazoa; Mollusca; Bivalvia; Mytilida; Mytilidae
Product: lysosomal proton-coupled steroid conjugate and bile acid symporter SLC46A3-like
Exons: 4
Coding region: 84-1583 (499 amino acids)
Biological process (GO): transmembrane transport
Cellular component (GO): membrane
Molecular function (GO): transmembrane transporter activity
Source: RefSeq, a predicted model, not a curated record
GUAUGAGCAACUAUUAUUUUCACAACUUUAAUAAUAUGUAUUUUAACAUUUGUAAGAGCCAUGAGCAGUAAAUAAGAGAAAAAAUGAGUUUAAUAUCAAGAGCCCAUACCAAAUGCAUGCACUGGCUGAGUGUGGUCCAGCCAUAUUUAGUAGAAGUAGCAUACUUUGCAUUUUUUCUGUCACGUCAUAUGACUCUGCCCUUAUUUCAACAGUACGUGAAAGAAGAAAUAGAAAAACAGCAUAAAAGUGCCACACCUUCUAGUAUUAAUUUAACAGAUACCACCAAAGAUGCAUUGAUCCACGAAGAAAUUACACUGUCUGUACUAAGCCUUCAAAUUGCUGAAGGUUUACCAGCAGUAAUCACGGUGAUAAUGUUAGGUGCUAUCAGUGACAAAACGGGACGUAGAAAAAUAUUAUUAUGGAUGCCAUCAUUAGGAAGUGUCCUAUAUUCGUUCAUAUACAUAAUGAUUCAGUAUACUGGUUGGAAUUUGGAUGGGUUAUUCAUGGCAUCAGCAUUGCGAGGAUUGAGUGGUAGCAUGACUGCAUUUUUGGCAGGAGGAACAUUCUAUGCAAUUAAUAGUUCUAACAAGGAAAACAGAUCAACAAGACUUGGUGUCCAAGAGUUUCUGAAUGGCAUAGCAUAUGCAAUUGCCAAUAUUAUGGUUGGAUAUUGGGUUAAAUCUAAUGGAUUUCUUCGUCCAUUUUGGUUUACAUUUAUUUGUAGCUGUAUUGCCUUUUUAAUUUCAUUUUUUCUAGUCAAGGAAGUUGAUAUUACUCAACAGAAUCUUGCCACAAAUAGGAUAAGCAAUAAUCAAGGUAGUAACAACUGUUGCAUAGACACUUUUAAACCAUUAUCAAGAUUCUUUAAAUGCUGCAAAAAUAGGAAAUUAAUAAAAGUAUGGCUGUCAAUCAUUGCAUUUCAAAGUUAUGCCAUAGUUCAUCUUGGACAAAUUAAUACAUUGGUGUUGUACUUUAUUGGACCACCAUACCAGUGGGAUUCUGAUAAAUUUGGUGUGUUUGCUGCUGUUGCUAUGGUGGUUGCUGCCAUUGGAGCUGCAGCCUCUCCAGUUAUAUUAAAGCCGUAUCUUUCAGACAUUAAUAUUACAUUCAUUGGUUUAUUCUCCAAAGCCAUUGGUACCAUGUGGAUUGCUGUAGUAAAGAAUGAAACUGUGUUAUAUUUCGCAAUUCUUCUGCUAGUUGGAGAGUUGCUUCCUUUUCCUAUGUUGAGAUCAGUGGUGUCCAACAGUAUUGAAACAACAGAUCAAGGUAGUUUAUUUGCCUUGAUGCAUUGUGGAGAGAGUAUCUCAUACUUCCUAGCCCCUUUGAUGUUCCAGGCUAUUUAUUUACAUACAUUCAAGUUUUUCAGUGGAUUUGUGUUUGUUAUCUCUGUGACGCUUCUAGUCAUUCCUGUUGUUUUUACCAUUGCAAUCAAGUAUGUAGAAAUGAAUGGACCAACAGAAUAUGAAAGAAUGAGUGGAGAAAAUGAAGGCAUAACAACAAGUCAGAGUUAUCAACAAUUACAAGAUCAAGAAGAAACUAGUCAAGCUAUUAGUGUUAUAAGUAAUACCGAAGUCGAUGUAUGAAUUGUUCAUUAAAUCAAUGGUCAGACAUAGGUCUUAAACAUUGUAUAGGUCAACAAGAAGAUAUUAUUUGACUUUAGAUAAUGGGGACAUAUAACAAUCACACAGCACCCCAACAACUCAAAAUCAGUUUAUUACAGCUUUUAAACUUUAAUAUAAUCAUGAAAUCUCUGUUAAAUUUUUUUUUUUCUUAUAUUUUACUGAAUCAUUAUAUUUGUUUAGAAGAAUAGAAUUGAUAACCAUUUAUACCUAGACAGUUUGUGUUUAGUAUUCAAUUUCUUUAUGUUUAACUUAUUCACAAAAUUUCUAAGCUGUGUAUGAUUAAGAGUUACUGCCGCCUUGAGAAAUAUCCCACAUUUAUUCUAUGUCCAUAUUUGAUAUUUAGCUGUGGCUUCAUGUUUUGUCUGUUGUAUUGUAUUAUUGCUAAGACGAUUAUGUGGUUAUAUCCAGUAUUAUAUUUUUAGCUCACCUGGCCCAAAGGGCCAAGUGAGCUUUUCUCAUCACUUGGCGUCCGGCAUCCGUCGUCCGGCGUUAGCUUUUACAAAAAUCUUCUCCUCUGAAACUACUGGGCCAAAUCAAACCAAACUUGGCCACAAUCAUCAUUGGGGUAUCUAGUUUAAAAAAUGUGUGGCGUGACCCGGUCAUCCAACCAAGAUGGCCGCCACAGCUAAAAAUAGAACAUAGGGGUAAAAUGCAGUUUUUGGCUUAUAACUCAAAAACCAAAGCAUUUAGAGGAAAUCUGACAUGGGGUAAAAAUGUUUAUCAGGUCAAGAUCUAUCUGCCCUGAAAUUUUCAGAUGAAUCGAUCAACCUGUUGUUGGGUUGCUGCCCCUGAAUUGGUAAUUUUGAGGAAAUUUUGCUGUUUUUGGUUAUUAUCUUGAAUAUUAUUAUAGAUAGAGAUAAACUGUAAACAGCAAUAAUGUUCAGCAAAGUUAGAUUUACAAAUAAGUCAGCAUGACCGAAAUGGUCAGUUGACCCCUUUAGGAGUUAUUGCCCUUUAUAGUCAAUUUUUAACCAUUUUUCAUAAAUCUAAGUAAUCUUUUACAAAAAUCUUCUCCUCUGAAACUACUGAGCCAAAUUAAUCCAAACUUGGCCACAAUCAUCUUUGGGGUAUCUAGUUUUAAAAAUGUGUGGCGUGACCCGGUCAACCAACCAAGAUGGCCGCCACAGCUAAAAAUAGAACAUAGGGGUAAAAUGCAGUUUUUGGCUUAUAACUCAAAAACCAAAGCAUUUUUAGGAAUUUGACAUGGGAUAAAAAUGUUUAUCAGGUCAAGAUCUAUCUGCCCUGAAAUUUUCAGAUGAAUCGGUCAACCUGUUGUUGGGUUGCUGCCCCUGAAUUGGUAAUUUUGAGGAAAUUUUGCUGUUUUUGGUUAUUAUCUUGAAUAUUAUUAUAGAUAGAAAUAAACUGUAAACAUCAAUAAUGUUCAGCAAAGUUAGAUUUACAAAUAAGUCAACAUGACCGAAAUGGUCAGUUGACCCCUUUAGGAGUUAUUGCCCUUUAUAGUCAACUUUUAACCAUUUUUCAUAAAUUUAAGUAAUCUUUUACAAAAAUCUUCUCCUCUGAAACUACUGAGCCAAAUUAAUCCAAACUUGGCCACAAUCAUCUUUGGGGUAUCUAGUUUGAAAAUUGUGUCCGAUGACCUGGCCAUUCAACCAAGAUGGAUGCCACGGCUAAAAAUAGAACAGGGGUAAAAUGUAGAAUUUGGCUUAUAACUCUGAAACCAAAGCAUUUAGAGCAAAUCUGACAAGAAGUUAAAAUGUUAAUCAAGUCAAUAUCUAUCUGCCCUGAAAUUUUCAGAUGAAUUGGACAAUCGGUUGUUGGCUUGCUGCCCUCCAAUUGGUAAUUUUUAAAGAAAUUUUGCCGUUUUUGGUUAUUAUCUUGAAUACUAUUAUAGAUAGAGAUAAACUGUAAACAGCAAUAAUGUUCAGCAAAGUAAGAUCUACAAAUAAGUCAACAUGACCUAAAUGGUCAAUUGACCCCUUAAGGAGUUAUUGCCCUUUAUAGUCAAUUUUUAACAAUUUUCAUUAAUUCGGUAAAUUUAUGUAAAUUUUUACCAAAUAUUUUUCUCUGUUACUAAUGGGCAAGGUUCAUUAUAGAUAUAAUUGUAAGAAGCAAGAACGUUCAGUAAAGUAAGAACUUCAAACACAUCACCAUCACCAACAUACAAUUUUGUCAUGAAUCCAUUUGUGUCCUUUGUUUAACAUGCACAUAGACCAAGGUGAGCGACACAGGCUCUUUAGAGCCUCUAGUUUUGUUAUCUCUUCUAUAAAAAUAGUCAAACAAGGUAAUGGAAAUGCCAUUUUAAGACGAAGAAUGAAAGAUUUAUCUGUUAUAGUAUUUGUUGUUUUUUAAAUUAUGAUACAAUGUUUGUUAUAGAUAUUCACCUUACAUGUGUUUAAUUAUCAGUGCAAUAUUAUUCAUUGAAGAACUAUUAAAUCAUAUUUGUAAGAGCACUCCAGUUGUAGCAUAACAACUUUUAACAAAGCUCAUAAAUCUUAUAUCUUUUCUAUGUUUUACUGAGUAAGUUUUGACCUAGUUGACAUACUUUUUACCACCAUUGUACUUCUCAAUAAUUAUGAAAAUUACAGUGUGUACCCUGUGUUUUCAACCAACAAUUUUAAUUUGACAUUUGAUUGUGAAAGCUUUUAUUCAGAUGUCAGAACAGUCAGAAAGUUAUGCUGAAGGGAAGAUAAAUAUUGGCCACUCGAUUGGUUUAAAUGUCAAGUAAAGCCAAACAAUAUUGUGUGGUCACCACCAUUUGAUUAAUCCAUUAAUAUGGUAUAACGUAAACUUUUACACAGUCUGUACCAAAAACUUUUUCAUCUACGAGUCCGGAAACAAAAUAUCAAAACUUGUCCCUUUAUGACUAUAUAAAAUUUUGAAAAAUUUUACUAGUCCGAAUCAAUAUUUACUAGUCUGGGGCAUCGGACUAGUGGCUAACAGUGCAGACUGUUUACAUAUGUCAAAUUUUUAGAAAUCAUUAGGAAAGGAUUAUUUUUCAGAUAAUUGGUUUCCCUUACAAUUUUCUGUCUGACUGAUUUGUAAUUGAUCAGAUAAAUUAUUGCAGUUUUUAUGACAAUCCUUAGACAAAUAUCAGGAUUUCUGGUAAUUCCAGAUACUCUCUUAUCUUUGCUGUACUUGACCUACACUGGUAAAGAAAAUAUUUUUUACCCCUCUACAGUUUAGACUUUGGUUCAAAUACAAUAACAUGUAGGUAUAUCUGCCCACAUAUAUAUAUGCAAGUUUGGAUAGAACCAAUAGAUUUAAGAGAAAUUUAUAGUUGUUAAAUUCCAUUUCUCUAGGACUGUUGUAGACUUUGUCAUUAAAGAUAUCCUCAAUUAAUCAUUCAGAAUAAACUCUGGAUCUAUAUAUCUUUAUACAUGAAACAUUAAACUUCCAACUGAGUGGCUCUCUCAUCCUUAGAGGGUCAAUGUAAAAUUCUUAAUUUGUGACACAUUUUUAUAAUAUGUAGUGUGCACGGUGUCAUGAGUGAGAGAGUGAGGGUGAGUUAAUCAUAGGGAGGGGCUGAAUAAUCAUACAUGUUAGAACUUGCAUGGAAUUUUACAAUAAUUAAUAUCAAAAUGUUAGACAUUUUAAUUUUGUUAUUUAAGUAUUUUGCAUCACCAUGUUUUUAAUCAAUAUGCACAUGCAUGUUUAUCGUAUUAUCAUGCAAUAUAAAUAUAUAACUUUAAAGAAGUCAUUAAUUGUAUUAUAUAUUGUAAAUGUAAUUUCUUUAUAAGAUAAGCCAAAUAAGUAAUGCCAAAUUUGUAAUUUUUCUUCUUUAUUAUUAUUGCAUAUUAUAUUGCAAUUUUAUUAUAUAGCUUUAAAAAUAUAAAUAUAUUGAUAAUGCAUUUCUCUCAUUUCUGUGUCUUAAUUGAAAUGUAUCACAAAGAUGACUUUGAAUGUUUGCAUUAUAAAUGCUUUAAGAUGACUUUCCAAAUAUAUCAGAUAACUUAUGUUUGUUGAUGUGUUAGAUCUGAAGAAAAGGAUCUGCAAGGAAAUAGCAAGAUCUGUAUUAGAAUAACCCUCAUAAUUUAACAAUGUAUAAUGUGUCAAAUAAGUAAUUAUUCCAAAUUUCUGAUAACUUAAGAGGUAAUUGAUAUUCAUUAUUAGGAUAGGAAAAGAGGCAUUUGAUGGCUGAGCCUUUUCAGGAAUAAGAAGCAAAAUAUUAGCGUUAUUCAUAUUAUUUUGUAAUACACCUACAGAAAUACUUGUUAAUUGUGUUUAAACUUUUUUCAGUGGUUGGCAAUUUCAAUCAACAUUAGUGUUCAUAUCAGCAUGGUUGUGUUAUAUGUUUGUUUGUUUGUUUAUGUUUUUAUAUGUGUGUGGGAAAAUUCAAUAUUCCAUUUUGGAGUACAUAUUCCUUUAUUAUUAUGUCAGAUUCUUUAAAGCUAGUUAAUAUAUUUUAUUAUUAAACUUUUAUUUAUCUCAGCACAGAAUAAAUGUGCACUUUUAGUCUUUCAUUUUGUAUAUUUUUUUAAUUGUGUUAUGUAUAGAAUUAUGAUGUUUCAUGUAGUGAAUUCUGUAAAUUAGAUGAAGAAAUGAAUCAGAUUGCUAAUCUAAGGUUAGAAUUUCAGUACAGUUUAUAUAAAAACAA